AUGCCAGAACCAACGAGAAAUGAGGAGACCCCGCAGACCAACCUGCCCAAGGGCGUUGUACUAGACAAGGACGGUAAACCAUGCCGCACCUGCACCUCCGCUGCCUCAUGGCGCGCCCUCUCCAAACAAGCUGCGCAAUCCAAUUCCGAUUCCAAAGACAAACUCCAAUCCUCCACCUCUCCAUCAUCAUUCCCCCUCCCCAAAUCCAUCUCCUCCGCCGCAUCAACCAGCACUCCCUCAUCCUCCCCAUCCUCGGCCACCGACAACCAGUGUCCACCGGACGUCGAAGCCCUCGGCCGCUCAACCUGGACCCUCCUCCACUCCCUCGCAGCCGCCUACCCCACGCACGCCACCCUCGAGAAACAAGACGAAAUGCGCACGUUCCUGACCGUCUUCUCGAAGCUUUACCCGUGCUGGGUAUGCGCGGAUGAUUUCCGGAAUUGGAUGGCGGAGCCUAGUGGGAGGAAUCGGCCAAAAUUGGGGGGGAGAGCAGAUUUUGGGUGGUGGAUGUGUGAGGCGCAUAAUGAGGUGAAUCGGAAGUUGGGGAAGAAGGAGUUCGAUUGCCGGUUUUGGGAGGAGAGGUGGAGGACGGGGUGGAAGGAUGGGAGGUGUGAUUGA
Aspergillus ruber CBS 135680 is the source of this 618-nucleotide messenger RNA. Its product is annotated as flavin-linked sulfhydryl oxidase. Lineage: Eukaryota; Fungi; Ascomycota; Eurotiomycetes; Eurotiales; Aspergillaceae. Gene Ontology annotation, cellular component: mitochondrion. The transcript is spliced from 2 exons. The coding region runs from base 1 to 618 and encodes 205 amino acids. Gene Ontology annotation, molecular function: flavin-dependent sulfhydryl oxidase activity; flavin adenine dinucleotide binding. The record is from RefSeq and is a predicted model, not a curated record.